AUGGCUGCUCAGUGUGACUCUUUGAGCGGGUAUUUGCAGCAGCAGCAGCAGUCUGACCAGGGCUCCAACAGCGAGCGAAGCACAGACUCUCCUCUGCCCGGCUCUGAGGACGACAUGAGCGGACCGCAUCCCCUGCCAGACCCGGAGUGGAUGGAGGAGAGGUUUCGAGUGGACCGGAAGAAGCUGGAGGUCAUGCUACUAGCCGCCUCGGAGGGGAGAGUCAACGGCGGGGAGGAUUUCUUUCAGAAGAUCAUGGAUGAAACCCAAACACAGAUCGCCUGGCCGUCCAAACUGAAAAUAGGAGCCAAAUCCAAAAAAGAUCCUCACAUCAAGGUGUGCGGGAAAAGGGACAACGUGAGAGACGCAAAAGAACGAAUCAUGUCUGUUCUGGACUCAAAGAGUAACAGGGUGACUCUGAAGAUGGACGUGUCGCACACUGAACACUCCCACGUCAUCGGGAAAGGAGGCAACAACAUCAAGAGAGUGAUGGAGGAGACGGGCUGUCAUAUCCACUUCCCCGACUCCAACCGCAACAACCAGGCGGAGAAAAGCAAUCAGGUGUCCAUCGCAGGUCAGCCAGGAGGAGUGGAGGCAGCGCGGGUAAAAAUAAGGGAGCUGCUUCCGCUGGUCUUGUCAUUUGAGCUUCCAGCCAUCAUGCAAGCGGACCCCAGCUCGCCCACUGUCCAGCACAUCUCACAAACCUACAACCUCACGGUGUCCUUCAAACCCCCCACUCGCCUCUACAGAGCCACCGGAGUGGUGCGUGGAUCACAGAACAACUCCCAUGCAGUCAAGAGAGGCACCGCUCUGCUGCUGGAGCAUCUGGCCGGCAGUCUGGCCAACACCAUCUCAGUCACCACCCACCUGGACAUCGCCCCCCAGCACCACCUCUUCAUGAAGGGACGCAACGGCAGCAACAUCAAGCACAUCACCCAGAGGACCGGGGCUCAGAUCCACUUCCCGGACCCCAACAGCCCCCAGAAGAAGUCCACCGUCUACAUCCAGGGCACCAUCGAGUCUGUGUGCCUGGCACGCCAGUACCUCAUGGGCUGCUUGCCGCUGGUUUUAAUGUUCGACAUAAAGGAAGAUAUCGAUGUGGAGCCUCAGUGUAUCACCGCGCUGAUGGAACAACUGGACGUUUUUAUCAGCAUAAAGCCCAAACCCAAACAGCCAAGCAAGUCGGUGAUUGUGAAAAGCGUGGAGAGAAACGCCGUGAACAUGUACGAAGCCCGGAAGUUUGUCCUGCGGCUGGAGAGCAACGGCGUGUCCUGCUCGCCGCCCCCCAUGACCGUGAACCCCGCCCCCAACGGCCCCUCCCCUUCCCUCAUCUGCCCUGUUGGCCUGGACAUCCUGGCCUCAGCUGGACUGGGGCUCAGCAAUCUGGGUUUUCUGAGUGCAUCGGCCUCACACUCUCUCAGCAGCUCUCCUAAUGCACUGCUCAACAGUUUGAACAGCUCCAUGAGUCCCCUGCAGACCCCCCCCAGCGCCCCUGUGCACGCCGCCUCCAUGUGGCCCAGCUCGCUCAGCACCCAAGCCUUCUCAUCCCAGCUCAUGCUGCACCCGGCAACACAGGCCACUCUCAGCAGUAUCCUGUUGUCAGGGGUACAGGGGUACACACAGAACACCCCAUCCCCCCCGCCCGGCCUCGCCCCCAUCGACAAGCAGUCCAACGGGGUCCCCGACUGCGCUAAGACCUGCUCGCUCAACGGACACGUCAAACACCCCUCAGUGUUCACCAGGAUCACCACCGCAUCACUGGCAGAAACCGUCCUGAGUCCUCCUCCAUGUGACCCAGUGCAGGAGGCCAGCGGGCACAACCCUUCUGAGCCACUGUCCAGCAAGUCCAACCCAGAUGAAGGCUCGGACACAUUUGUGGAAGUGGGCAUGCCCAGGAGCCCCUCGCACUCUGCCAACGGGAGUGAGCUGAAGCAGAUGUUGGCCUCAUGUAAAACGUCGUCAGGGAAAAGGCAGGCGGUGGAACUCCUGCAGGGGACAAAGAACUCGCAUUUACACUCAGAUUGCCUUCUGUCAGAUGCAGAGUCCAGUUCGUCGGACAGCCCUGUGGCCGAUAAGAAAGCUCCGGGGAGUGAGCGCGCUGCGGAGAGGGCCGCGCAGCAAAACGAACGCGACAGGAUCCGCCUGGGGCCGCAGACGUCCUUCGCUAACAUGCAGGCGUUUGACUAUGAACAGAAAAAGCUGUUGGCAACGAAAGCCAUGUUGAAGAAGCCCGUAGUGACCGAGGUGCGGACCCCGACCAACACUUGGAGUGGACUGGGUUUCUCUAAGUCGAUGCCAGCAGAGACCAUCAAGGAACUGAGGAGGGCCAACCAUGUGUCGUACAAGCCCAGCAUGAGCACCACAUACGAGGACUCGCCGCUGUCCCUGUCGCGCUCCAACAGUCGCGAAGGCAUCGGAAAUGGCAGCGACUCAGAUAACUGGAGAGAGAGGAACGGCACGGCUAAUGGGAUGGGUCACAACGAGUUCUCCAGUGCCAUGAGCAGCCCCAAGAGGAAGCAGAACAAAUCUGAGCAUUACCUGAGCAGCAGUAACUACAUGGACUGCAUCUCCUCCGUAACCGGUAGCAACGGCUGCAGCCUCAACUGCUCCACGAAAGGCUCCGAUCUGCCCGAGCUCUUCAGCAAGUUAGGAUUAGGCAAAUACACAGACGUCUUCCAGCAACAAGAGAUUGAUCUUCAGACAUUUUUGACACUUACUGACCAGGACCUGAAGGAGCUGGGCAUCACAACUUUUGGAGCACGAAGGAAAAUGCUGCUUGCCAUUUCAGAACUGAACAAAAACCGGAGGAAGCUGUUCGAGCCGCCCAUCAGGUCCUCGUUCCUCGAGGGAGGGGCGAGCGGGCGCCUGUCCCGUCAGUUCCACGACAUGGCCAGUGUCAGUGGGCGAUGGUAG
This is a messenger RNA of Knipowitschia caucasica, 2910 nucleotides long. Lineage: Eukaryota; Metazoa; Chordata; Actinopteri; Gobiiformes; Gobiidae. The record is from the annotation of a GenBank genome assembly.